UGACUCUCAGUAGUCUCAGUACUCUCUCAGUCUUCUCUCUGAUUAGUCUCAGAAUCGCCAACGGUCAUACCGCGUUGUAGAAUACCAGUUCUCGUCCGAUCACCAAAUCAUUAGUCUCAGAAUGGCGUAUGAAUUAACCGCUUCAGAUCCAAGAGCCAUGUGCGCACCAAACCAAAACAAACCUUCUCUCUUAUUCCUCCAAGAGAAUGAGAAUGAGAAAAGUGAUAUAGAGCAGAAGAUGGAAGAUUUGAUGCAACACUUAGAGAACCCAUGUCUUAUAGUAACUCCUACUCCAGGUAUCUGUGUAAAGGCCAGAACAAUUAGCAAUGAGAAGAUUUUUGUGAAUGUAUGCAUAUCUGAUAAAAUUCCACCGCCAAAAGAUUUAUCCGAUGCUGAACUACUUAAAAUUAUAGACAAUGAAAACACUAAUUAUAUGAUACCACUAAGCAUUGGAGCGGAAAGAAUGGAAAUGAGCAAAUCUAGUACACCAACUCCAACAUAUGAUGUGAUGAUAAAUUCAGCAUAUUUCAAAAAAUGUAAAGAAAAGCCUCAAUUUAUGGCAUUUACAAUAUUAAUUAUACUAAGUGGAGUAGCAAACAAGUUCGAAAAAGAGAUCUCUACAGAUGAUUUUAUAAUUUUAAAAAACCGAAAGGUAAUAGGAAAAUUACAGCAACAUCGAAUAGAAAAUCGUAAAGUCAGAAAUCAUCCACAAGUUCCUAAACCACUGAUUGAAGAAAUGUCAACUAAAAGUCUUUCACAAGAUGAGAAUACAAAACUGAAGUUUUUAAUUUUAAAAGAACCACAGAAAGGUCCAGCUGAGCGUCUAAUCGUUUUAUUUGAUAUGCUAAAGAGUGUUUUAGUUGAGGAUGUAGUAGUACUGGUGAACUCUGAUCGUAUAAAUGUUACAAAUGAGAAAGCUUGUCGCUCGUCCGAUGUUUUUCUUCCCUACACAGUCAAAGCGGAUACUGCAAGAGCCUUUUUAGAUUUCAAUAUGAGGGUAUUACGUGUAGAUGUAUCAGUAGAGCCGAAAUAAAGAAAAUAAUACCCCAAAAAAUAA
Molecule: messenger RNA, 1057 nt
Organism: Pseudomyrmex gracilis
Lineage: Eukaryota; Metazoa; Arthropoda; Insecta; Hymenoptera; Formicidae
Gene: PIH1D1
Product: PIH1 domain-containing protein 1-like
Exons: 6
Coding region: 122-1033 (303 amino acids)
Biological process (GO): rRNA processing; box C/D snoRNP assembly
Cellular component (GO): cytoplasm; ribonucleoprotein complex; R2TP complex
Source: RefSeq, a predicted model, not a curated record